Molecule: messenger RNA, 4826 nt
Organism: Oncorhynchus mykiss (rainbow trout)
Lineage: Eukaryota; Metazoa; Chordata; Actinopteri; Salmoniformes; Salmonidae
Product: TSC22 domain family protein 2
Biological process (GO): regulation of transcription by RNA polymerase II
Source: RefSeq, a predicted model, not a curated record
AUGGAAAUACAUGUCCAUGAAGAUGGAAGGCAGGCGAAAAGAGAGAUAUCUUGUGGGACCAUUCUAGCUAAUAAGAGGGCAAAUACGCGUGUGAACAACAGUCACAACUCCGAUAUAAAGUUGUUUUUUCUAAGUUGCUGAAAUCCCAUGUGCGUCUACUUAUAUCAGUGCGUUCGUGACAAUCAAACAAUUUACCAAAUUCGACACUUGUCAUUGACUUCCUUACAACAAUUUCUCAUUGGUUGUCUUAUUUUCGUGGACAGAUUUUGGGCGGAGUAAACCCUCUCGCUUUGCCUCUUCCUCUCUGAUAUAACUGGCUAGCCAUCUUCUUGACAAGAGUAAGGUAGGCGCUGUUUGGAAUGUCAGUUCCAUGAAGUGGUAAAUAGUGACAGUGUAUUCUUGGAAAUGUGUUUCAAUUACCUUUUAAACAAGUGUUAGUAUUGAAUAAUUUUAAAUUCGCAAGUCAAGAGGGGAGAGUAGACUUGAUCCGCAUGAUGUCUUACGUACUUGUCCCAACGUAGAGGAAGGAGUGUUGCAGCUAGCAAGCUAGCCAGCCAACGUUAGCACUUUGAGUGGAGUGGAGUGGAGUGGAGGGGUACGGGCCCGCCUCAGACUAAAGUAGCUCCUGCAGCUGGGGAGCUCUCUCUGCGACAGCGGCCAUCUGACAACUACGGAGUCGGGACAUUACUUACUGGGCAGGCCGGUUCUGACGGAUCAAAGCUUUGGAUCAGUUAUUUAAUUGCUAGCUAAUUCUAUUGGCAAACGCCGCAUUGCUUGAAAUGAGAGGGGCGGUCUUCAAUGUUAUGAACUCGUAAAAUGCAACAGGAGAGGAGGUAGGAUGACAUACUCGUCUUGAUAAUAGAAUAACUGAAAUCGAUGCAAAUACGCUGUUUCACAUAGCCAUUUGUCAGCUGAUACUAGCCCACUCGCGUUUGACGCAGGAUAUUUAGACUGGAGUUGUAAACUCAGGCUCUCAAAAUGUCUAAAAUGCCGGCUAAAAAGAAGAGCUGUUUUCAGAUCACAAGUGUGACACAGGCUCAGGUGGCGGCCAGCAGUGCCACGGAUGAUACAGAGAGCCUGGACGACCCAGACGAAUCACGGACUGAAGACGUGUCUUCGGAAAUAUUCGACAUGUCCCGGGCUGACUACGAGCCGGAGGUAUGUGAUCGAAGUUCAUCUGAGGAAACCCUAAACCAUGUAGGGGAGCAAGAGGCACCUGGCGUAAUACCUCAAGUUGGGCAGCUACCUGCAAUGUUGGGUCCCCCAAAUGAGGGUUUUGCUAUUCGAAAGGUGGGAGGGGCAGGCUCUCAUGUUAGCCAGCAAACUCUGGGAACUGGUUCCUCAAGUGGCCUCCCUACUAUCGCUCAUUCCAGGCUCGUGCAACAGCCUGCACCAGUGACCAGUGGGGUGGCUACCAACGUGUCAGUGAGCACAUCCCAGCCAGUAGUGACUAGUUCAACUCCUACUUCUACGACGUCGACAACAAGUUGCAGUUCACGCUUCAGGGUCAUCAAACUUGAUCAUGGUACUGGAGAGCCCUUCAGAAGAGGCCGAUGGACUUGCACAGAGUUCUAUGAGAAAGACUCGGAGGGUAACACAGUGGUUAACAGGACUGCGGAUAACAUUAGGCAUGCCAAUGCGUUGGACCCCAGCGCCGACAGGGACAGCGGGCUGGGGUUGACAGGUGGUUCGGUGGUCGCACCGGCGACUCUCUCAGGCCAGGGCCUAGACUCUAUAGUGGAUGCUGCUGCUCUUAGUGCCUCGCACAUUCACCCAGUGGACACACUGCUACAGCAGCAGCAGCUCCACCACCAAAACUACAACAUGGGGCAGCCUGGAACAGACACAGCCAACGCUUUCCCCACCAACAAACCCGUGGCUGUCUCAGUUCAGCAGCCAGCGCUGGGCACUAUCCAACCCGCUGCCCCCCAGAACCUCCUUGUGGGGUUCAACGGUCUGCCUCAAGCUGGCAUCCACAUACAGAAAUCUCAUAGCGUGCCCCCGGCAGCCCAGACCCAGCAACCCAUUCUACAGCAUCUUCCACUGGGACACCAUCUAUCCAACCAACCCCCAGGCCUGCCCCAGAACCAGGCGGACUACUACCUACACCACCAACCUGUCAUGGAGGCAGUGGUGUCGGCUGGCCAGACCCUUUCCAUGACCAGCCUCUCUGUGGGACAACCUAUGGGUCAGGGCCCAUCGCCGGUCAUGACUCCCGCCGCCGGGGUGCCGAUGCAGGGCCAGGUAGGGGAGUUGGCAGCAGCGGAGGGAGGAGUCCCUUUACCCCUUAGUCAGCCAGCUCCAGGCUUGAUAGGUGCAGGUAUUGGAGGUGUUGGGGCCUCCAUGCUGCUGGGCAGAGCCUCUACUCUGCAGCAGCCUGUGUGUCAGUAUGCCCCCACAGGGAUGCCUCAGCCCCUCGGGCUCCACUCCAUGCCCCCCAGUGCUCAAAACGUGCCUACCGCCGUCGUAGCCGUGACCACCAGCAUCGCCGGCAUGCCCACCACUGCACCCAGUGCCUCCAACACUGCUGCAGCAGUCCCUGCCACCAUGUCAAACCUGACCGCCUUCUUGUUGCCCGGGCAACAGGCCCCCACGGCCCGCAAUGACGGGAGGGUGCAGGACCUCUUGGCUGCCGGGUUUGACCAGGUGGAGGAGGGCAGUAGGAAGGUGGAGGGCCUCGUGGCGGCCCAGCCUCCUGUCAUCGCUGAGAAAAACCUGAUGAAGACCCCAGAGGGCCUGCAUCAGGCUGACAACCCCUCUGUGAACAGCCUGUUUGGAAUACCUAUACAAAUGGACUGGGACGAGGACAGGAACCCCUCCAUUGCGUUCUACCAGGCCUUCCAGUCUGGCAGCAGGCUGCGGGCCCACAGUGAUAGUGCCUCUGGAGCCAGUGUUGUUGCCAUUGAUAAUAAAAUAGAGCAAGCCAUGGACCUGGUGAAAAGCCAUCUGAUGUAUGCAGUGCGUGAGGAGGUGGAGGUGCUGAAGGAGCAGAUCAAGGAGCUGUUUGAGAGGAACUCUAUGCUGGAGCGGGAGAACGCCGUUCUGAAAUCCCUGGCCAACAGCGAUCAGCUGUCUCAGCUCUCUGUCCGGCCGGCCGACACAAACUCCUCUUGCAGCACGACUCCACAGCAAGGGGUGGGCCAAGGCCAGCCGCAACUACAGGCUCCACCACAAGCCCAGCUUCAAACACAGCCUCCGCUCCAGGCCCAGUCCCAGCAACUUCAAACCCAGCCUCAAGUGCUGCUUCAGCUCCAGUCCCAGCAACUACAGCCUUUGUCUCAACCCCAGCUCCAGCUUGACACCAGCCAGCCCCUGCCUUCGCAGCAACCGCAGCCCAACUUCAACUCUGCUUGAAGUGCACCCUCCCUCCCUAUUGCUCUCCGUGACAGGAGAGGGGGGAGAAAAAAAAGUAGAAAACAUCCUCCAAUUCUAAAUUGGCAUACGAAGCAAAAACAAUAUUGUCUUGUUCGCCACCAGCUUGACCACCACAACCAAGAGCAGUGCUUCAGUGUGUCUGUGUGUGUACUGUAUGCCGGCUGUUUGGCCUUCCCAGUGUUAAUGCAAUCAUCGUGAGAGUAUGAGCGAGAGAAAGGGGGGCAUUUCUUGUGGGGCGCCAUGCUGGAGCUUUGACUGACCCCCCCCCCCCCCCCCCCCCCCCCAACCCAGGGGCAACACACAGAGGAGAGGGGAUACUCACGAGGACAAAUCAUCGUGUCCCAGAUUAUUAUUAUUUCUUUUUCAGAGAGUCGGGAAGGGGUUUAUUUUUAGCCUUGCAGUUUCAUAUUGUAAGUAAGUGGGAGAGAUCUAUUUUCGGAGCCGCGCCACCAUUUCUUCUUCGACACAAGUCCAAUCCAUGCAUCAGUCUCUAAAGUUCUACUGUUAAUGUUUAUUUAUUACUGGGCUGCUAUUUUCAUAAAGGAACAAUGUCUCACAAAAAAAAAAAAAUGUAAAAAAAAAAUAUAUAUAUAUAAAAAUAAACAUUGAGCCUUUUUUUUUUAAAUUACUUUUUUUUUGUCAUUAGUGUUAAAAAUAACUGGCCCUACAUCCAAUGGGCAGUUUAUUGCAUUAAUCAGUCGAAUAUGUAGGCAAUAAUAAAGCAACUCUGACACGUCUAACACUAAAUGGGCUGUUUUACGAUGAAAUUGUUUAUCCGCAUCAGUCAAGAUCUAGUUUGAAUGUACAUUUUGUAUAGAGUGUAAAGUAUUAUGUGCAUAGCAAAGUUUGUACAGGUGAACACCAACUCGUGUGACAGGAAAUCUGAACAUGAAUCUGCGGUAGGCUAUUUUGACGACAACUUCCAAUCCAAUUGCUAGUUUCUUUGUCUCAAAUUGACAGUUUAUUGCCAUACUUCCCCGCCCCUACCCUAAUAUCGUCUUGUGCAUUUGAUUCCGGGAUGGGGGCAAAAAAAUGCUGUGAAAUCGUUCAAAACUUACUUUGUAACCAAAGAUGCAAAGCUGUGUAAUUCUAUUAUUUUUGCACACUUCUAUGUAUUUUGUUACUUUUUACUCCUUCACAACAAAAUAUUUUUGUUGCUGUUUAGCAUGUUCUGCAUGAUCUGUAAUCUUCAAACCACUUUCUUACCUCAUUUUUAUUCAGCACUCUUAUUGUAAGAUCUGUGAACAAUGUAAAUGGAGGGGAAAAAGACAUGGAGACAGAGCUAGGGUUUUGGUUGAGCAACACAAACUAGUGUUAGACACUAGCUGCAAAGAAAUGAAGUGAGCCAUGUUUUCAUUUAAAUGGUGUUUGAAUUUCAUAUGCCAAUAGUUUUGUUACAUUGCAAAUUUGUAUCUAUUUAAAUAAAUGCAAUCUUCCGAUUCAAAUUUUGU